Molecule: messenger RNA, 2650 nt
Organism: Cottoperca gobio
Lineage: Eukaryota; Metazoa; Chordata; Actinopteri; Perciformes; Bovichtidae
Gene: kcnj5
Product: potassium inwardly rectifying channel subfamily J member 5
Exons: 4
Coding region: 220-1542 (440 amino acids)
Biological process (GO): potassium ion import across plasma membrane; regulation of monoatomic ion transmembrane transport
Cellular component (GO): plasma membrane
Molecular function (GO): inward rectifier potassium channel activity
Source: RefSeq, a predicted model, not a curated record
CAUGCACAGGCAGACCCCCCUCUCACAUAGGAGUAGAUCGAGAGCGGUGAAGAGCAGAAGGAGCUGGGUGGCAGGAGAGAGGCAGGAGGGCUGUUGUUGAUUGAACAAAGCCAGGAAAGGAGUGCGCAGUCCUGGGGAGAAGAGCAGCUGUGAAAUGCCUCGAAGGGAGCCUGCCAGCAACUCCUGCAGAGACCUGAAGGUGUUGAGCUUCAGCUGAGGAUGGCAGGAGAUUCUCGAGUCCUCAUGGACCACAACAUGGAGAUAGGAGUCACACCUGCACAGGUGAAGAAGCUUCCUAAACACUUGCGGGAGGCUCAGAUCUCGACAGAGCGAACCCACUUGAUUUCUGACCCAGCGAAGAAGCCACGUCAGCGAUACGUGCAGAAGGACGGCAAAUGCAACGUUCAUCACGGAAACGUGCAAGAGACCUACCGAUACCUCAGUGACUUGUUCACUACGCUGGUGGACCUACGCUGGCGACUUAGUCUCUUCAUUUUCACCUUGGUUUAUAUAGUCAACUGGCUUUUCUUCGGCUUUCUGUGGUGGCUGAUAGCGCUCAUCCGUGGGGAUCUGGUGCAUGCUGAUGAGGAGGACUGGAUCCCCUGUGUGGAAAACCUCAACAGUUUUGUCUCAGCCUUCCUCUUCUCCAUUGAAACGGAGACCACCAUUGGGUACGGUUAUCGUGUAAUCACAGAAAAAUGCCCUGAGGGUAUCAUACUGCUUUUGGUGCAGGCCAUCUUGGGUUCCAUUGUUAACGCCAUGAUGGUGGGUUGCAUGUUUGUCAAGAUCUCACAGCCAAAGAACCGCGCUGAGACCCUCAUGUUCUCGCACAAAGCUGUCAUAUCGGUGCGAGACAACAAGAUGUGCCUGAUGUUUCGGGUGGGGGACCUGAGGAACUCUCACAUCGUGGAGGCAUCGAUCAGAGCGAAGCUGAUCCGCUCGCAGCAGACCAAGGAGGGGGAGUUCAUCCCGCUCAACCAGACUGACAUCAACAUCGGCUUUGACACGGGAGACGACCGGCUGUUCCUGGUGUCGCCGCUUAUCAUCUCUCACGAGAUCAACGAGAAGAGCCCCUUCUGGGAGAUGACACUGCCACAAAUGGAGAAGGAGGAGUUCGAGAUUGUCGUUAUCCUUGAGGGCAUGGUGGAGGCCACAGGGAUGACAUGUCAGGCACGAAGCUCCUACCUGGACACAGAGGUGCUUUGGGGCUACCGGUUCACACCUGUUCUCUCCCUGGAGAAGGGCUUCUACGAGGUAGACUACAACAACUUCCACGAUAUCUAUGAGACCAACACCCCCACCUGCAGCGCCAAGGAGCUAGCUGCUAAGCUACGGGAGGGGCCACUAUUGCCUCAGCUUUCGCUCCUCAGCCCUGAGCCCAAAAUGCAUACUUUUGACACCCUUGACCGCAUGUCCGAACGGGACCCACUCAGCCAGGAUGAGGACAAAGAGGAGAGAGAUUCAGGGGGUGACAGAGGAGAGACUAAUGGCUCAGCUGCCGCUUUGGAGGAUCCGCCCCUUGCUGAUGGACUGCCUGACUGAUGUGACUGGCGGCCACAUCAGGUAAAACUCCAGGAGAGACUGGACAUGAGGACAGGACAAUAUAAUGCUUUAUUUAGUCAAUGGCCAGCUUGUUCCUUUGCAAUGCUUGGAGAUACAAGACCUCUGUCUCCAGCCCCCGACUCAUGCAAUACUCCUCUACUAGAGUGUCAAUCUAUAGUAUAGAUUGGUUUUGUAGACACGUAAGUACAUACACAGACACACACGCACAGUAUCUAUAUCUACACUUAAAGGAUGGUGGUUCAGAUUGUCUUUUUAUAAUCGUAACGACCACUUACUGCUGUAACAGCUCAAGUUGUAUAAUGUGAACUUGAGCUGAAACUGGUAGCCAUGACAGAGUACCAUGGGCUUAUUAUGGAUACUCCAAUAUUCUCAUUUUAGAGUGUGUUGAUUCAGCUUCAUUUGAACAGAGUACAACGGAACCUUGUUAUUGACGAUGAUUUUUAAAAUGUGAAGAAUAUUAUUUCCUUUCUCUGUCAGUGUUGUUAUUAUUCUGUGUGACAAACCCCGAUUCACCCAGGAGGAGAUGUACGAGGCUUUUAGUUUGCAUUGGCAAGAGAAGAUGUAGGAAAGUGUUCUAUAAAAGGCAAUAUGUACUGGCAACCACUAUCCAAAUUUGUUUUCUUUGUUCACACCUUCCCUGUCAUAAAAACCCUCAUACUGUGUCUGAUGGUCUCCCCAAAAUAGUGGGAGCCUUGACCCAAAAGAAACCAGCUAGUACCUCAUUUUAUACUCAUUUUUAGGGUUUGAAAUUAACGAUAACAACUAGGUAAAAGCUGCUACUUCUACUGACUAUUUUAAAAAACUUUUUGACUUGGUUAAAGAUUUAAUUCCACUUCCAGCUGCAGCAACUUUAAACAUUGAUUUCAAGCCCUUUUCUUGGUAUGUAAAGCACAAUUUCCCACGAGGUGAUUCCACACUGACCUGACUACCCACCUAGCCCCCGCUACUGGCUGAUGCAUGUCAGUCCUAAUUGAAAGUCAAUUCCAAAUGUAGAUUCAAAUAUUUAUAUGAAACAUCGAUGCUCAACUGCUAUUUGAAAUGUUCUUGGUUUUUAUACACCACUCACGUAAAUAUUUGAAAUGCUCCA